Molecule: messenger RNA, 768 nt
Organism: Rotaria sp. Silwood2
Lineage: Eukaryota; Metazoa; Rotifera; Eurotatoria; Philodinida; Philodinidae
Source: the annotation of a GenBank genome assembly
AUGGUUAUGUGGUUAUUUUGGAUUACUGUUUGUUUGGCUAUUGGACAAUUGACUCAUUCAUCUCCAGUAGGCAAUAAACCUUCUUCACUUGAUUCAGUAAUAGGGACAGCUGUAACAGCAGAUGACAUAUCCUCCAGUAAUGUUCAUCAAACGAGAUCGGUUAGAAGCAACGAAAAAGGUGAUGAUGAUGAUGAUGAUCUUAAUUCUCUACAUAAUGUCAAACUCCGAAGUAUCAGCGAUGAUUAUCGACGUAAAGUAUUUGAUCUGACAAAUCAGGCACGUCAGCAAGGUCGCUACUGUGGUCAGACUUGGUAUCCCGCCACAACGCAACUUUCGUGGAAUGAUCGAUUGAGUGCCGCUGCACAAAAGCAUGCUGCAAGCAUGCUAUAUUAUAAUUAUUUUUCUCAUACAGGUAUAGAUGGAAGUAGUUUUGUAGAUCGUAUAGCAGCUGAAGGCUAUUCGAGAAGUUGUGCUGGUGGUGAGAAUAUUGCUGGCAAUCAAACUCCUGAGGCGACAGUUACUGCUUGGCUCAGAAGCUCGGGACAUUGUGCCAAUAUUAUGAACAGAAAUUUUAAAGCAAUUGGCGUUGGAUAUGCCCAAGGUGGUCGUUACGGAGAUCAAUAUGGUCAAGUUAUCGAAACUUACUCACCAUUGAAACUAGAUCAACUUGAAAUAGUAACGAAAAUACGUGUUUCUCGACAAGCAUUUCGAAUUCAAGCAUUACUUCAAUUAUCUAAUGGUACUCCAAUUCAACGUAAUGAAAAAUAA